Molecule: messenger RNA, 1015 nt
Organism: Hemicordylus capensis (graceful crag lizard)
Lineage: Eukaryota; Metazoa; Chordata; Lepidosauria; Squamata; Cordylidae
Product: multicilin-like
Exons: 5
Coding region: 140-1015 (291 amino acids)
Biological process (GO): negative regulation of cell cycle; negative regulation of DNA replication
Cellular component (GO): nucleus
Source: RefSeq, a predicted model, not a curated record
AGUGGCUCGGUCUAGGAGGAUGCUCGUGCUUGUUCUCUGUGUUGGAAACACCUUUGGCGAUUGAGCUUUUCUUUCGUCCUUAGCUUCCAGGGUGUAGAAAACAAGCACCUCUUGCUUACAUACCGGCUUUCCCUUCGCUAUGGCAGUGCAGGCUUGCCGCCUCCACUGUCUGGCAUGGCCAAUGGAUUUGCAGAGUCCCUGCUUGCAAUCGGAGCCCGAUUUUGAUUUCCAGGAAUUUCGCGACGUUGUGGACAGCUUCAUAUCCGAUCCCUCUUCCCUGAUGCCUCCUCUGCUGGACUCUGUUGAUUUUUCUUUUCCUGUGGAUGAUGAGAAACCCUUCAGCCCCUGCAUUCAUCAGCCUGCACAGGAUGAUCCCCUCUCACAAAUGACUGUAGAAAUCUCUUCUACUGAGCAGUAUUGGAAAGACUUGGCAGAUCAUAACCAGAAAGCCCUGGGGGAUGCACUGGUGGAAAACAAUCAGCUCCAGGUGACACUAACUCAAAAGCAGGAAGAGAUUGCUUCCCUGAGAGAAAGAAAUAUCCAACUCAAGGAACUGGCUAGUCAAGCCAAGCAGCUAGCUUCUGUGCUGGAUAAGCUGAUGAUCCCUCAGUGCAAAGGCAGCACAGAAUUCUCCCCCACCAGUGGCCCCAACAAGAGAAGCCUCGUGCAGAUGACUGUCGCUGAGCAAGAGGAGGAUGCGGAAGUGGAUGAAAUUUUGCGGGAAAUAUCCAACAAAUGCAAUGCAGCCUUGCAGUCCAUUGACGAAAACAGAGGUCCCAAGCGCCCUCGUGGAGAGAGUGAAGGCAUCCGCAUGCAUGGAGCUUUCCGUGGACUGCAGACCUGUAGCAGCCACAGCUCCCUGGACCUGAGUGGCAGUGAGCUCGAGGAAGGGGUCUCCUUCAGGACAUCCAUCAAGGAACACUGUAACAUCCGGACUCUGGCCUUCCCUCAAGGCAAUGCAUUUACUGUCAGGACAGCUUCUGGGGGCUAUAAAUUUAGAUGGGUCCCCAGCUAA